Cotesia congregata is the source of this 495-nucleotide messenger RNA. The record is from the annotation of a GenBank genome assembly. Lineage: Eukaryota; Metazoa; Arthropoda; Insecta; Hymenoptera; Braconidae.
AUGUUUUCACAAGCUUGGUCGUCUAUCACGUCAGAUAGUUUUAUUUUGUCAACUAUUUCGGGAUAUAAAAUUCCUUUUUUAUCAACUCCGGUUCAAAACUCCGAACCACCGGAGUUUUCGGGAUCUGAUUCUGAUGUUUUAGCGAUGUCAGAGGCUUCAUCUACUGGCCGAGAAAUUAACGCUGUUGGCAGGGAAAUUAUCUGGGAGUCUUUUAAAAGUCGUGGCAUAAAAGAAGAUUCGAUUAAAUUAUUAAUGUCUUCAAUCACUCCAUCAACUAAGAAACAAUAUGAAAAACCAAUUAGAGAAUGGGUUUCUUUUUGUAAGAAAAAUAAUUAUAAUAUUUUUAGUCCGAAUGAGCAAGAGGUCAUGGAAUGGUUGGUUGAGAAAUUUAACGAGGUUUUAUCAUAUAGUUCUUUAAAUGUAUAUCGAUCAGCGUUAUCAUUUUUAUGCGGGGAUUUUAUCGGUAAAAGUCCUCUGAUUUGCCGGUUACUUAAA